AUGGAGAGAUUUGAAAUUUUGAGUCCCAGCGGUCUCCUGACCCAUCUGUUCGGUCUGUUCGGUCUGCUCGAUGGCUCUUCGAGAGCCCCUGCUAAGAAGGGCUCCGGCGAGGUGAACAUGCAGCUAGGAGAUUCCGAAUGCAACUCUCUCAUCCGCGAAUCCGUCAAUAUGGCCUGCGAUAGGGUACCUCGCUAUUCGCUCAAGAUUGGAAUCACGCCAACUUCGCUCAAUGAGGAAGGCGUCGCAGCAAUUCCAUCAAGUCUCGACGCCGAUCAGGGGGCCAUUGUAGUACUUGAGGGUGGCAUCGUGGAAUCAACCCUGGGCUCCAAAUAUGUCCGCAUUGACAACCGCACCGCCGGGUUUUCUGCCAAUGGCACCUUCCUGACCGAGUCCAGUUACGUGCUCUUAUCAUCAGGCGGGCCGGGGGCGGAUAUUGGACGGGUGUCGGGAGGCCCGCUAGUGGGACCUUGA
This is a messenger RNA of Fonsecaea nubica, 471 nucleotides long. RefSeq lists its product as hypothetical. Lineage: Eukaryota; Fungi; Ascomycota; Eurotiomycetes; Chaetothyriales; Herpotrichiellaceae. Bases 1 to 471 code for a protein of 156 amino acids. The transcript has 2 exons. The record is from RefSeq and is a predicted model, not a curated record.